AUGGAAUCGGCUGCCCCUCCGUUUCCUGAACUUGUGUCGCGGAUCAUUAUCAUCUCGACGCUGCUGCAUCACGCCACCGUCCCUGCCGCCACCGCCAGCCCUUCACCAAUCUCCUCCUUCUCCUCCUCCACCGCCAGCUCCCCCCGACUCAGCGAAGAUCAAAUUCGUCUCCUCGACGUAUGGAAUGCUCUCGCGUUCCUCCUAGGCCCUGGAGACACCAAUGACCGGGUCGCUCACAAGGUGGUGGCUGUCACAGGAAAUAUGGCACAAGGAGUCAUCAACACGUUCCUCGUAUCGCGGAACACCGACUCGCGCGAAGAUGCCGUCUCGCCGCGAGUGUUUAGUUCUCGUGACACUAAACCAGGCUGGGACAUUCUAAGCCGGUCAUUCGUUUCGAUCCAGAGAGGAGAUUUGGACUUUGAAACCCACAUUCAAGACGUUCUCCACGUCAUCCGGUACUUUUCCGCCCCCCCGGAAGAUCGCAAAGUGGCGUUGAGCAACCAAUGUCUCUUCACCUUCAUCGUCGGACGUUCGUACUCCAAGAUCCUUUCUCGCAUUGAAAACGGCGACAGGCUGUGGAUGGCCAAGAGCGCGGACGCGAAGAGCGAAGGCGAGGAGUUUGCACAGGGCGGGGACGGCGCGCAGAUGGAGAUGGACAAAAAGGGCACGCCGAAGAAGGACAAGUCGAAGAAGGGCAAGCAGGUUGAACGAGCCCAACCGGUUCAGGAGGGCGACACGAGCAAGCAGGGCACGCAGAGCAAGUUACGCAAAGACGCGCCGAAGGGGAAGGGCAAGCUGGCUGAACAGGCUAAGGGUGAACAGGCUGAGCCGGCCGACCUCAAUACGAACCACCCCACGACCCACGUCUACCACAUCCUCUGUUCCACCCCGCCAACGUGCAUCCCUCCCGGGAGAAGCUUCUCGUUCCCCAGCAACAUGAAGCCCGACCUGGAGAAAGCGGGUCUCACACCAACUGACUCCAACCCGUCGGGCUCGGAACUCACAUACUCGGUUACGAACGAGAACGCGAGCCAGUGGGCGAAGGUGGUGAUGGACUCCGUGGGACACAUGAGGGGAAUUCUGAACGACCUGCACAAGGACAGGUCGCUCUCUGGCUUCGCCCUGUCGGACAAGUACAAGUCCUUGUUCAAUGCAAUGCACGUCUUGGGCCAGGUCCUCGCUUGCCGCUACGUCGUCGAGGCCCUCCUCAGUCCCGAAGUUGUUACCGUCCUCCGUGCCAUGCGCGAGCACGCCUUCAAGGUUAGGCGACAAAAAUGCGAGGUGGAAGAGAUCAUGAUGAAUCGUGUCACUGAAGACACAACAAACAGCACGGGAGCCACACGGCAGAAUGUAGCCGACGCUGUCGGGAUAGGAUCUGCGGCCACUGACGACGAGUUCGGUUUAGUCGUAGAGGUAUUUGCCGACCCCGACGAGUCACCGGGGGACCAAUUCAUUCGUCAUCUGAAGACCCUUAUUAUCCCCCUCACCAUCACGGAAAUCAUGUUUGGAUUUGCCAAACAGAAGGAGUCGCAGACCAUGAAAGACCCAGUCGAGGUGAACGCGGUGUACGUGAAGAACGUCCCUUUGAAGUUUGAGUUGCCCCAGCACCCUGACCUUCUCGGCGAGCUCGAAGAGUUGUGGAAGAAGUCAUUCGCUACUCGCCAGGCUCGCCUUCCCGAUCAUCAUACGAGUCCUGGGGACUUCCCGUUUACACUGGAGCAGCUUUGGAAGGAUGGGUCUGCUAGAGCGAAAGUGCAUGCGGAGGCCCUGCUUAUGGCCUACGCCCUGUUGGUGCAUGGAGGAGAACUGUCACAGAAGGCGCAUGACCUAAUACAUUCCGUGUUAACAGUAAGCGACAGUGCUCGUUAG
This is a messenger RNA of Epithele typhae, 1869 nucleotides long. RefSeq lists its product as uncharacterized. The transcript is spliced from 5 exons. Lineage: Eukaryota; Fungi; Basidiomycota; Agaricomycetes; Polyporales; Epitheliaceae. Bases 1 to 1869 code for a protein of 622 amino acids. The record is from RefSeq and is a predicted model, not a curated record.